This is a messenger RNA of Rhinichthys klamathensis goyatoka, 3468 nucleotides long. RefSeq names its product ELAV like neuron-specific RNA binding protein 3 (gene elavl3). Gene Ontology annotation, molecular function: RNA binding. NCBI's taxonomy places the organism in Eukaryota, Metazoa, Chordata, Actinopteri, Cypriniformes, Leuciscidae. The coding region runs from base 430 to 1530 and encodes 366 amino acids. The transcript is spliced from 7 exons. Gene Ontology annotation, cellular component: ribonucleoprotein complex. The record is from RefSeq and is a predicted model, not a curated record.
AGCCAGAAGGACACAUAAAAGAAGAACAUUGCAGCAGAGGCACAGAAGGAGCCUGCGAGGAGCUGGGAAAUACACACACAACAGCAGAUCCACAACACCCUCCCCUGGACACACCCUACUGGGGAUCACUGCUUCUCUUUUUUUCUGAACCAUCGCCCACGCCACACGGAGAGAAAUCUCUCUCUCAUCAUCAUCCUGAAGAAAACCCCCUUCUCCUCAUUUUCACACUACUGAGGAAACCUACAAUCGCACGGGCUGAGAUUUCCUGGGCGAAGACUGUCGUUUUUCCUUUUUCUUUUUUUUUUCUUUUCGUUUGGAAAACUGACAUCUGCAUUUCUCGAGCCACACCACGGCGUAAUAUCUCUGCGAGUCGGCCUGAAGACCUGCAAAUCGAAGGACCUAGAUCACUAUCAUCUUUGUACAUCAAGAAUGGUUACUAUAAUUAGCACCAUGGAAACUCAGGUGUCCAAUGGUCCGAGCGGAAACAGCCUGCCAAACGGCCCCGUCAUUAGCACUAACGGUGCUGCGGACGACAGCAAAACCAACCUGAUUGUCAACUACCUGCCUCAGAACAUGACCCAGGAGGAGUUCAAGAGCCUGUUCGGCAGUAUCGGAGAAAUCGAGUCCUGCAAACUAGUCCGAGACAAGAUCACAGGCCAGAGUUUGGGUUACGGCUUCGUAAACUACGUGGAUCCCAAUGAUGCCGACAAGGCCAUCAACACGCUCAAUGGUCUCAAACUGCAGACCAAAACAAUCAAAGUGUCCUACGCCAGACCCAGCUCAGCUUCCAUACGCGAUGCCAACCUGUAUGUGAGCGGGCUGCCCAAAACCAUGAGUCAGAAAGACAUGGAGCAGUUGUUUUCCCAGUAUGGAAGGAUCAUCACCUCACGCAUCCUGGUAGACCAGGUCACAGCAGGUAUAUCGCGCGGAGUAGGUUUCAUUCGGUUCGAUAAACGAAAUGAGGCAGAGGAGGCCAUCAAAGGCCUGAACGGUCAAAAGCCGCUGGGUGCCGCCGAGCCCAUCACCGUGAAGUUCGCCAACAACCCCAGUCAGAAGACGGGACAGGCCCUGCUCACCCAGCUUUACCAGACAGCUGCUCGCCGCUACACCGGCCCUCUGCACCACCAGACUCAACGCUUCAGACUCGACAAUUUACUAAACGCCAGCUACGGAGUCAAGAGCUCUCCUUCUUUCCUCCCCAGAUUCUCCCCGAUAACCAUUGACAGCAUGACCAGUCUAGCCGGCGUCAACCUGACCGGGCCCACUGGAGCUGGCUGGUGCAUCUUCGUCUACAACCUGUCCCCAGAAGCUGACGAAAGCGUCCUGUGGCAGCUCUUCGGGCCGUUCGGCGCCGUCACAAACGUCAAGGUCAUCCGUGACUUCACCACCAACAAAUGUAAGGGCUUUGGCUUUGUCACCAUGACCAACUACGACGAGGCAGCCAUGGCUAUCGCCAGCCUGAACGGCUACCGCUUGGGCGACCGUGUCCUGCAGGUCUCCUUCAAGACCAGCAAGCAGCACAAGGCUUGAAGGAAGGCCUAGUCACUACUGCUCUUUAACAUGUAGGGGGAGCUACUGAGCUCCCUGUACAUUCACUCUACAUGGGCCUGGACUGAGUCUCUCUCUAACACACAUAUACACACACACACACACACACACACAAGCGUUUAGUUGUUUCGAACAAAAAUACACAAGUAGAGUUGUUUUUCUUUUCUCUUAACACAACAUGCUAGUCCUUCCCAAUGUUUGCCUGUAUUGAAUUAGCAGAAGUGUGAAGCGAGGCUGGGGAAAUCCAUGAGGAGGGACAGUCUAAUGAAUGUGACAGAGAAUGUCUGCAGAGAUUUAAUUUAAUUCAGGCAAAGUAAGAACUGGUCAAAGAAAAAGAAAAAGCAAAUCAAAUAUGUGCAAUUUACCCAAAAUAUUGCCCCGGUAACUCUCCUGUCUGGCUUCAGAGGAUGUAGUCACUUUUUUUACACUUGGGCAUUUUGAAUCAGUGAUUUUUUUUAAAGAGAAAAAUGAUUAAAAACAGUGUUCUCAUAUAUAUUAUGAUAUAACUAUAUAUUCAACAUUUAAGGUGGUUAUAAUAGCCAAAAAUGUAAGCAUUUUCUAGAACUUUGAAUACGGUUUCCUGGCUCUACAUUAGGUUGCAACCUUGCCUUAUGGCACCAAACACACACCUUACUCGAGGUUCAAAACCCAACAGCAACUGAACAAACUGUGUGGAUGGUAGUCACAAAUCGAGAGGUCACCCGGGGGUCAUCACAAUCACCUCAGCACGCCGAAAGACAACUUUCAUCACAGAGACACUCGCACACCAACACACACACACACACACACGCACAUACGGACCUCCACCGGAGGGAAUAGCGAAACUUUACAAAAGAUGGCGACCUAGAAUCUCCUUGUAUCUUUCCACUCUGAGUUUUAUAGUUAGAAUUUAGAAUCUAUUCCACCACAUGCAGUUGUCUGUGUAACUAGGGGCAUUUCGACAGUGUUCCCAUGGCGAUGGUAUAUGAAGUCCAGCCGCAAAAUCCAGAACUGUAUUAGAUGAUUUUAAACAGCUUUGAAUGGCUUGAGAGUAUAGGAAAGGCCCCUGCGUCAGCUCUUUGAGACGUACAUGUGAGCCGUUAUGGAGGUCAGGGGCCACUGGGAUUGGUCGCCCUUGCUCUUCAUAACCUCUCAGAUACAUUUAGCUCUAUUCACUAAAAGGAAUCCCAUUAUUAUUCGCUUUUCCCAAACUGUUUUUUAGCAGCCCCUGCAUAUCUAAAACAGCUACAUAUCAAACAUAAAAUCUAAUUUUGUGUCCUCAAGGCCCUUUUAAGCAAGUCGCAGCCACAUGAGCUAAAAAAAAAAAAAGAGAGAAUCUGUUCUCAAAAUACUCAUAAUUUGAGUAUUUUGAGAAAUGAAAAAUUCCCUAGAUACAAUAACGACAAUGCCCAAGCUGUCCACAGCCCUGUGAUAAAACAAACUAAACCGUUCCAUGGGGAGAGACAUUGCUGUAAAAAAUUGCAAAACUUCACAUCAUAUGAAGAAAAGAACUGAAAGAUGUAAAUGUGUGUUCAAAUCAAGUGACAUUUUGCUUUUCUAAAUAACGCUGUGUUAGCCAAAGAGGACAAUGAUCUCUUUGAAAGGAUUACAUUAGAGAUUAAUAUAUUUUUAUAUCUACGGAAAAAAAAACAAGACCUUGUGCGACAUUUUUACAGAUUCUUAAAUCGUGGAAAUCUUUGGACACACCGCAUGGCUUUUAUUUUCAGAGUUUUCAACUUUGGGGAGAGAGGGCCAGUCUGCGGUGUAAAGGGAGGGGAUCGGAGGGUUGGGGACUAAGACUUACAUGCAGUGAAACCAUUUCAUUUUCAAAAAUACAAAAAAUACAAAAAAAAGAAAUACGAAACAUUCAAAAACAAACAAAAAAGAUUCAGCAGACAGGCAAAUGUAUGCAUUACGCAAGAAAAAAAGACGCUAUGGUUU